This is a messenger RNA of Nylanderia fulva, 3708 nucleotides long. RefSeq names its product serotriflin. Gene Ontology annotation, cellular component: extracellular region. NCBI's taxonomy places the organism in Eukaryota, Metazoa, Arthropoda, Insecta, Hymenoptera, Formicidae. The record is from RefSeq and is a predicted model, not a curated record.
GCAGAGAGCCGCGCGCCGCGGUACGGAACACUCCGAGAGACAGGUUCUCGUCGCGCGGCGGCCGCAGUAGCGUCCUACGGUUUGCGCAAGAACGACCACAUCCGCACGUUCCACGUCUCGCCAUGGUACUCGCCACUUCGAUCAUAUCCGUCUGAAUAGAUUUUUAUCGCGAUCGCGAAAUCGUCCGACUUUCCUCGGACCCGAAAACCACCACUCGCGCGCGCGAGAGAUCGACUCGAUUGAUCAAUUCCUCGAUUCUGGAGCAGAAACGAUAUGUGAUCGCGAAGCGCUCGAUGGAUGGUGCAUCGGGAACAUGCACCCUUGGAAAGAUGAGCACGACACUCGAUAGGCAAAAGGGCGCGAAGAAAGGGUCGUUCGCUAACGAUAUCCCUAGGUGUCUUCUGUCUUGAGAAAAAUAGACACGAUUGAGACGGUGAUUGAGGUGAUCGAUACAUUCGAGCGCGAUAGAAUGAUGUGACGAUCGUGUUGGUGCGCAUCUAAUUCCCUCUUUCGGAAUCCCGGAACGUCCCUAGAAAAGGGACGAGCCUCUCUCUUUACGCGAAGUCGCGAAGGAACGUUGAAAAUUCGUUCGCUAUCUCCGCGUUAAUUAUACGAGAGUUUUCGUGUUAAUUAAAGUACGAAACUGUACGCGAAGGAAAUUGCUUCUAAUCGUUGUGUCGGUAUUCUUACAUUAGUUUCUUUUUAUUAUCUGCGUUAAAUAUUUUUAAUGAAUAAGUUUGUUAUUUAAAUCGAUGCGUUGCAAGAUUUAAAGAUACUCCAAAUCAGAUUUGUUUUCGCGUUAAAUACUUUUCAAUAAUUCGUUCUUUUAUUUCCACCUGUGAUUACAUUUAUUCCUACGUUAAUUCGUUUAUCGAUUAUCUUAUCUGCGACCAAAAGGAAUCUAAUUUUUUACACAAUUAUUCAAACACUUUAAUUAAUCGAUACUUUCGACUAGAUUUUUCAUCAGCCGACAUUGAUAUAACUAUUACAUAUCAUUCUAUUAAAUUUGAUAUUUUCCGAAUUAUUGAGUUUUUAGACAUUUUAACGCAGCUGUCAUUCUCGCGACUUAAAACGCGCAUUUUAAGUUCAAGACCAGGAGAGACCUAUCGAAAGCUCCACGUAUGACAGUAGCGAAAAUAAGGAAAUUGCAUCGAUCAUAUAAGUUUGCGUCACUGAAUGUGUUUCGCGAGGACAAUUUCGAAAGUGAAGUAAUCGGUCGGACUCGAAUGUGAUUUGUUACGAGGUAAAAAUAUACCAGUGAAAGAGCUACGUGACGUGCGUUGCACUCGACACGUACGCAGUAUACAAAUAACAACAACAACAACAACAAGAACGACGACAACAACAAUAAAUAAAAGCGACGACAAAUCGGAGUAGUAACAAAGACUGCGAGAUAAAGGCAAAUGAAGUCUUAAAUAAACUUCAACUACGUUGUUCGCUCUCCUGCGAGAGAAAAGACUACGGGAUAAAAGUGAGAUAAUAUAUACGAACUCCUAGGUGCGGGAUUAAUCGUCGCUUUGUUGAAUUAUUAACUGUGAAUAAGAGAGCCUGGUUUCCCGUAUAUGUGCGCAGACAUGUGUGAUUCGCGAUUAUCAUACGCGACACGGAGUACGAGCGCUUUGCGACGAGCUCGGACAAGUCAACGCGGGAUUUAAGCGUCGCUAAUUAUCCUUGGAGAACCGCCGUAUAACUGUAACGCUAAUUAAUCGGCGCGACCCGACCCUUCUCUCUCACCUCUGUGCUGGAUUCUCUGUGAAUUUCACGCUUCGGCUGUCGCGAGUUUACAAGCGAAAAUAAUGAAGUGGUUCUGGAUAAUCGUUUUGGUGGCUCUGGCCCUGCCAGCUGCCGUGCCACGAAAAAUUCACAGAAGCAAGCCCACGCCACGAUUGUACGGCGACCGUGUCCCCGUUGAGUUAAUAAAAACCACCAACAGCAAGGUGCGGCAGAAAAUCGUCGAGACACACAAUUAUUUUCGCACGCAGGUCGAGCCAACUGCAGCCAACAUGCUUGUCAUGAAAUGGCAUUCGGGCUUGGCGAAGUCGGCGCAGAGAUGGGCCGAUCAUUGCCUAGGUUUGGUGCACGACAACGCGACCGGCCUGUACCUGGAUGGCUAUGGCCAGAGCGGACAAAACAUUUUCAUCAGCACCGGUCGUACACUCUGGAACUUCCCCAUUAGAAUGUGGUACAUGGAGUACAAGGACUUCAAGUACGGGCCGAAUACGACGAACGAGCUCCUCGAGAUCGGUCAUUACACGCAAGUGGUAUGGGCGACGACGCAUCUGGUCGGAUGCGGAGUGAGCCACUGCACUGGCGGGACGGGUCCGCUCGGCAAGGACUUCUACAUGUACGUCUGCAAUUACGCUCCGAGCGGAAACAAGAGAGGUGGUCUCGGACUGCCCUACGUGGCCGGCGAGCCGUGCAGCAUGUGCAAAGACCACUGCACGCGAGGCAAGCUCUGCACGAACGCCUGUAACCACGUCGACCUGUGGACGAACUGCGCCGAGCUGGUCAGGACGUUCAGCUCGUGGGUGUGCGAUACGGACACCAAGGAGGGCCGUGAACGCCGGAAUUUCUGCGGCGCCACGUGCAACUGCAAGGACAAGAUCUACUAUCGUCGCGGGUAGAGAGUCCCCGUCGUGCGGGUCCACGUCGCGCGCGUUGCAUGAAUAAUUGAUGAUCGCAAAACUAAGACCCGUGGUGGUGAUGGUGGUGGUGUGCGACGACGGCUAAACGGCGGCGGAUCGUUUGACGUGGGAGGGAGGAUCAUCGCGUUGUUUUAUUGAUGAGCUCGUUUGUUUAGUGAUGAGAACGUGAAGGAAACGUUUCGGGUUCUCUCCGUCGGGAGCGGGCGGGAUAAUAUGGAAAUAGAUGGUAGAGAGGAUGAAGUGAUUGAGGAAUUCGCCGAGCGCGCUCUCCGAAUCUCUGGCAUCCGGAUUUUACUCUCUGGAGGAGGGCGAAUCGCACGGAUCGAUAGAUUCUACGCCGCGCUAACGAUGGAUCUUUCGAGUCUACGCAGAUUCCAGAGAUCUCGAGAAUACAUAAGUCUUGUUGCGUACGAUCUUUGAAUUCUAGCAUUUCACCGUCCUCGAGUGCGCGGGAUCUCCAUCGAGACUUGACGAGUUACCGGUGAAAAAAUCGCUUCCGUUUAUCUUUUAGGCUUUCCAGCAGGUUUAUCGUGUAACGCGAAAUCAGUUUUUGCAAGGAUUGUCUCACAGUUGCAUGUAUAAGAUUUUUAGUGUGCUAAAAUAUUAUUUUUAACUUUAUAUAUAUAUAACAUUUUAUUCGUUCACGUGGACGUUUGCUCUUUAGAUUUGGUUCGGUAGAAAAAAGAUCGAAGAAGCUUGAAUGAUUCGAGAAACAAAUCGAUUUUGUAUCGAGGUACGUAUCAUCUUAACAUUAAUAUAAAAAUGUAAGAAAAUUAUUGGAGCUUUUUUACACCUACAUAUUGUAUACAUACGCGCCUUCAACAAUACAUUCAAAAAGGGAAAUAAUUUCGUAAUUAAUUUGUUCGCCGGAAGACAAACUUUCAAGGGAUUAAAUUAAAAAUUUUUUAUACACUCCUAUGCGUUCCAUCCAAGAGCAGCUCAGUAAUUCGUUUGCUCUUUAUAAGAAUGAAGAAUUUUUAAUUACGUUACAUGAGAAAAGAUGACUCCAAAAUAGCUUUUAAAAAUAUAUAUAUAUACAUACAUACAUAUAAAUAAUUCCUGC